Molecule: messenger RNA, 782 nt
Organism: Bursaphelenchus okinawaensis
Lineage: Eukaryota; Metazoa; Nematoda; Chromadorea; Rhabditida; Aphelenchoididae
Source: the annotation of a GenBank genome assembly
AUGUUCAUUUUGAAUUUGCAUUGGUCUGAAAAGAAGGUGGUGAAUAUGUCAACUGAUGAAACAAGUCAGGCAAUACCGUUGACAAAUGAUUCCUUUAGUGAACAGUUGCUUCAUUUAGUUAUGGUACGUUGGUGUUUUAUCAAAACAUGCAUAAGCUAUGCGUUGUUAGAACUUUUUGCCCUGUUGUUUUGUACUGAAGAUUUUUGACUAAUUUACCAAAUUUUUACUUUGUUUUUAAUUUUUAUUUUUUAGCAGUUUUACUGCAUGUUGUUCUACAUACCAUGUCCAACCUCAGAAUGCAUUGUGGACAACAAGUACUAUUUUACCAAAUGUCACAUGUACUCGGUUAUGGCUUUGCUCUUAUUUGUAAUUUUCGUGGCUCUGGCUACCGCAAUUUGGUUAAUUCAGCAUGACGAUGUAGGUUUUUAAGUGUUAAAUGUUAGAUUUAUAUGUGCUACAUAUGACUUUUUCUCAAGUUGUAAAUAUUUAGUUUUUAUUCAAAUUUUUGUUUUCAGAUCUUCUUAGAGGUCACCAGGGACUUUUACAAGUAAGUUCUUGUUUAUUUUUUUGUUUUGUGUUAUAUAACGUUAAAAAUAUAUGCAUAAAUUUGAUAACAAUAUUAAUAUAAGUUAUUUUUCAGAAUGAUCUUGUCCAGAAAACCGUCUAAGCCAUUGUAUGAGUUGAAAGAAAUCGAAAGCCCCGAGUUUGAAACUUUUCAAAAACCCAAAAUGCAAACCUUGCGAAGAAGAAAAGUCAAACCAGAUGGAGAUUACUUUAUGUAG